Messenger RNA from Aspergillus mulundensis, 1044 nucleotides. RefSeq names its product FAD-dependent oxidoreductase. NCBI's taxonomy places the organism in Eukaryota, Fungi, Ascomycota, Eurotiomycetes, Eurotiales, Aspergillaceae. The transcript is spliced from 3 exons. The coding region runs from base 1 to 1044 and encodes 347 amino acids. The record is from RefSeq and is a predicted model, not a curated record. Gene Ontology annotation, molecular function: FAD binding; D-amino-acid oxidase activity.
AUGGCGCAGAAAGAAACAAUCAUCGUGAUCGGCGCCGGCGUCAUCGGCCUCUCCACAGCCCUCCACCUCCAACAAUUCCUCUCCCCCUCACAGCAAAUCCUCCUCGUCGCCCGCGACUGGCCCAACACCACAUCCGUCAACUACGCGUCCCCAUGGGCCGGCGCCCACUACCGACCCGUCCCCGGCUCCUCACCGCAAGCCAUCCGCGAGGAGAAGCAAGCGCGCCGCACAUACGAGCACUUCAGACACGAAGCGAGUGUGCCGGGCUCCGGUGUCGCGUGGGUCGAGGGUGUUGAGCACCUUGAGAAUCCGCCGGCUGAGUACCUUGACGAGCGCGCUCUGGGCAACUACACGCAUCUCGAUGGGUUUCGGAAGCUGGAGGCUAGUGAGCUGCCUGAAGGAGUAAAGUGGGGGGUGCGGUAUAAUACGUUUACGAUCAACUCGCCGGUGUAUUGUGCGUAUAUGCUAAGGAGGUUUGUGAUCAAGGGAGGUAUGGUGAAGGAGUAUACGCUUGCCAAUGUGCAGGAGGCGUUUUAUCUUGCGGAGAAUGUUAGGACGGUGGUGAAUUGCUCGGGCGUUGGGUUCGGGGAUUCGAAGUCGUUUAUUAUUCGGGGCCAAACCUGCCUUGUCCGCAACCCUUGCUCAGUAACGCUCACCCGCCAGAACUCCGAUGGCACCUGGUCCUUCUGCAUCCCGCGCCCUCUCGAAGGUGGUACGAUCAUUGGCGGAACGAAGCAGGUCAAUAACUGGGACCCGAAUCCGUCGCUGGAAACGCGAGAGACUCUGCUCCGCAAUGCGAGCAAGUGGUUCCCCUUCUCGGCAGAGAGCGGCGGAAAGUUCGACGUUAUUCGGGAUAUUGUUGGUAGGCGUCCCGCUCGCGAAGGGGGGAUGCGCAUUGAAGUUGAAAAGCUUGGCGAAGGGAGAACUGUUGUCCAUGGGUAUGGUGCUGCUGGAAGAGGGUACGAGAUCUCUUGGGGGGUCGCCGAAGAUCUGGUCAAGUUGAUUAGAGCGGAGGGUUUGGUGCUGGAGAAGGCGUCGCUCUAG